UAUCUUCUUUCUCAUCCUCUUCUUCCUCUUCUUCCAUGGCGUCUUCUUUUUUCAGAUGGAUAUACAAUGUUUUCGCGAGCUUCAUCGGAGUAGUUUUCCGCAAAUUGUUUUGUAGCCAUGUUGUCAAAGACGAUGAGAUCGAAAUAAUUUCUUCCUCUAGCAGCCGCAGAUACGAUGUUUUUGCGAGCUUCCGUGGAGAAGAGGUCCGCAAAUCGAUCUUCAGCCAUCUUCUCAAGGCACUCGACCGCAAAUCAAUCAAUACGUUCAGAGACCACGGGAUCGAGAGAAGCCUUCAAAUAGCCCCUGAGCUUUUAUCAACAAUAAGAGAAUCAAGAAUCGCAAUCGUCAUCUUCUCUACGAAUUAUGCUUCUUCUACCUGGUGCUUAAAUGAAUUGGUGAAGAUCCACGAGUGUUAUAAGAAAUUGGAUCAAAUGGUUAUACCGGUUUUUUACGACGUUGAGCCUUCUCAUGUUAGAAACCAGGCCGGAGAAUUUGGUAAGGUCUUUAAAGAGACAUGCAAAGGCAAAACAAAGGAUCAGAAACAAAGGUGGAGGCAAGCUCUAGCAGAUGUAGCAGAUAUGGCCGGAGAGGAUCUUCAGAACUGGCCUGAUGAAGCAGCCAUGAUUGAAAAAAUCGCCUUCGAUGUCUUGAAUAAACUUGUUAGUACUCCAACGGAUGAUUUUGGCAGCUUCGUGGGGAUCAGAGCUCAUUUAGAGGCAGUGAAUUCAAUGUUGUGCUUGGAAUCUGAGGAUGCUAGAAUGGUCGGGGUUUUAGGAACUUCAGGGAUUGGUAAGAAUACCAUUGCAAGAGCUCUUUUCAGUCAGCACUCUAGCAAAUACCACUAUCGCGCUUUCAUAACUUUUAAGAGAACCAUCCCAGAUGACUAUGGCAUGAAGUUGUAUUGGGAAAAGAAGUUUCUGUCAAAAAUUCUUGGUCAAGAGGACUUACAGAUAUACCAUUUAGGAACGGUGGAGCGAAGGUUAAAGCACAAGAAAGUUUUUAUCGUUCUUGAUGAUGUUGAUGAUCUGGAGCUACUAAAAACAUUGGUAGGACAAACUGGAUGGUUUGGAUCCGGGAGCAGGAUUAUUGUGAUCACUCAAGAUAGGCAACUCCUCAAGGCUCAUAAGAUUGAUCUUAUAUAUAAAGUGGAGUUCCCAUCUACAGACCUUGCUCUUAAGAUGUUAUGCCGAUCUGCUUUUGAGCAAGACUCCCCACCCCGUGAUUUUAUGGAAGUCACAGUUAAAGUGGCCGAGCUUGCAGGUAAUCUUCCUUUGGGUUUGAGUAUCUUGGGUUCGUCUUUAAGAGGAAGGGAAAAAAAAGAGUGGAUGGAGAUGCUGCCUGAGCUACAAAAUGGUUUGGACGAAAAAAUUGAGAAGAUAUUAAGAGGCAGCUACGAUAGGUUAGAUAAAAAAUGCCAAGAGUUAUUUAUUUACAUCGCAUUUGCAUGCUUAUUCAAUGGUGCACAAGUCAGUUACAUCAAAGACUUGCUUGAAGAUAGGCUUAGCGUUAGGCUUACAAUGUUGGCUGAUAAGUCCUUCAUUCGCAUCACAUCACCAUAUGAAACUAUAGAAAUGCACAAUUUGCUACAGAAGUUGGGCAGAAAAAUUGUUCACGCAGAGUCCAUUGAUAAUCCUGGAAAACGUCGAUUUCUAGUGGAUGCUGAGGAUAUUGUCGAUGUAUUUACCCAUAAUACUGGCACGGAAACUCUGGUAGGAAUAUAUUUCAACACAUCAGAUAUCAAUGAGCCACUUUUCAUAUAUGAAAAGUCGUUCGAAGGCAUGCGUAAUCUCCAGUUUCUAAUAGUUUGCGAUUAUGGCUGGGGACGAAAAAAUGAAGCCAGAUUGUAUCUACCAGAGGGACUCGUUUAUUUGCCCCGUAAACUCAGAUUGCUAUUCUGGAAUAAUUGUCCACUUAAGUGUUUUCCAUCUAAUUUUAAGGCCGAGUUUCUCGUUGAACUCGCAAUGGAGGAUAGUAAGCUGGAGAAGCUGUGGGAAGGAACUCUGGCACUUGGAAGCCUCAAGAAGAUAAAUAUGCGUAAUUCCAGAUAUUUGAAAGAAAUCCCAGAUCUUUCUAAUGCCAGAAACCUGGAGAAAUUAUAUCUUUUUGGAUGCAAAUCUUUGUUGACACUUCAUUCCUCGAUUCAGUAUGUCACUAAAUUGAGGAGGUUAAAUAUGGGGGAAUGCACAAAGCUAGAGAAUGUUCCAACUCAUGUCAACUUGGAAUCCUUAAAGUCUCUGGAGUACCUCAAUCUCAGAGGAUGCUUCCGGUUGAGAAAUUUCCCUCAGAUUUCAUUGUACAAUUCAACCGGUUUCUUUUGGUCGGAAUUAAUAUCAACCAUCAGUUAUCUUGAGCAGGCGUCUUCUUCUUCUCCCAGUCGGAGAUACAAUGUUUUCACGAGCUUCCAUGGACCAGAUGUACGCAGAGAACUCCUCGGCCAUCUUUUGAAGGAGUUCAAUCGCAAAUCUAUCACUUCAUUCAAGGAUCAAGAAAUCGUGAGCAGCCAUACAAUCAGCGCUUCGCUUUCAUCGGCGUUUAGAGAAUCGAGAAUCUCAAUUGUCAUCUUCUCUGAUAACUACGCUUCUUCCUCAUGGUGUUUGGAUGAAUUGGUGGCCAUCCAUGAGUCUUAUAAGACACUGGAUCUAAUGGUGAUUCCGAUUUUCUACAAUGUUGAUCCUUCGGAAGUUCGAAAACAGACCCGAGGAUUUGGAAAGGUUUUUGAAAAGACAUGCGAGGGCAGACCAGAGGAUCAGAAACAAAGGUGGAUGCAAGCUCUCACAGAUAUAGCAAAUGUGACCGGAGAGAAUUCUCAAAACUGGUGUGACGAAGCAACCAUGGUUAGAGAGAUAGCAGACGAUGUUUCAAAUAAAAUUCUCACACCAUCAAAUUGUUUUGACAAAUUGAUCGGACUUGAAGCUCAUAAAGGCAACGAAUUCAAUAUCAGGAAGGGAAGAUGGUAGGAAUUGCUGGACCUUCAGGGAAAUUCGAGAUGAGGCAUGAAGUUGUUGCGAUUCUUGGUCAAAAUGGACAUAAAGAUAGAGCAAUUAGGUUCUUAUCGUUCUGGAUGGUGUUGAUGAUCUAGGUCUGUUAAAGACCUUGGUAGGAGAAACUGUUUGUGCUAGGAAGCAAAACUAUCGUGUGAUUGAUUUCUCAUCUGAAAUAUUUGGCUCUGGCAUAUAUUUGUAGAUAUUUAAUUAUAGAAAAUGUUAAUUUUUUUAAAUUUUGUAAAUUUUAUCUUUAAUUUAGUCGAUAUCAAUAUUUUCAGAAAAAGUAAAUAUGAUUUAAAUUUCUAUUUA
Molecule: messenger RNA, 3293 nt
Organism: Camelina sativa (false flax)
Lineage: Eukaryota; Viridiplantae; Streptophyta; Magnoliopsida; Brassicales; Brassicaceae
Product: protein SUPPRESSOR OF npr1-1, CONSTITUTIVE 1
Biological process (GO): signal transduction; defense response
Molecular function (GO): ADP binding
Source: RefSeq, a predicted model, not a curated record